AUGUCCUACCACACCUGUAGCAUAUUCAAGAGGCGGCCUGCGGUCUUCUUUCUAUUAAUCGGAAUCGUCUUCCUAAUUUUCAUCCAUCGCAACCGAUCAACCUUUGUUACUGAGACAUAUUCGCUGUUGCAGGCCCCGCCAGAUUUGAGUGACGGCCACUUUCACUGGGCUGACGUGCCUCUGAACCAUCCAAUUUCCCCUCAGUUCAUGAUCAAGAUUCCACCACCCACAAAAGCCAAGGCGAUUCCAAAGAUCCAGCAUGUUUUCAAAAAGGAGACCCCCGACCAAAAAAAAGUUCGCCUGGCCCGUUUGGAGCAGGUCCGCAGCAACUUCACCCACGCCUGGUCCGGCUACAAGAAGUUCGCUUGGCUCCAUGAUGAGGUCCUGCCGGUUACAGGCGGCGGACGCGACGUCUUUGGUGGCUGGGCUGCUACCCUGGUUGACUCGCUCGAUUCUCUCUACAUCAUGGGACUCACCGAUGAUUUCGACGAGGCCGUUCGAGCAGUCAUCGAGAUCGACUUCACCAAAACCGCCCUGGACGAGAUCAACGUCUUUGAGACGACGAUCCGGUAUCUUGGCGGCUUGCUGGCGGCCUACGACAUCAGCGGAGGACGACGGGGAAAGCAUGCAACCGUGCUGCUUCACAAGGCGAUCGAGCUGGGUGAUAUGCUCUACGUAGCUUUCGACACCCCUAAUCAUAUGCCCAUACUCCGUUGGAAGCUCAAGGCACUCAUGGAAGCUGUCAAAGCCCCAUAUGGAGGCCUGGAUGAUGGCCAAAAGCAGCGUGUGGCGUCGAAAGGGCAAAAGCGACUUAUGCCACCACCACCAAACCAGGUAGCUCCCGACGGCGGCUUGGUUGCCGAGAUUGGCUCACUUACGCUCGAGUUCACUCGUCUCAGCCAGAUCACCGGAAACCCCAAAUACUUUGACGCUGUCCAGCGCAUCAUGGACCUUUUAGCAAAGCAGCAAGACGACACAAGACUGCCCGGAAUGUGGCCAGUUGUAAUCGGACCCAGCAAGGCAAACUUCAAAGAGCACACAGGCUUCUCCAUCGGCGGCAUGGCCGACAGCGUCUACGAGUAUCUUCCCAAGGAAUACAUGCUACUGUCCGGAAAGCUCCCCCAGUACCAAGACAUGUACACCAAGGCCCUCGGGGCCAUGAAGCGAAACAUCUUUUACCGACCGCGCGUCAUGGGCCCCUACGCCCGCGAGGGACCCCUGAUGCUGCUCCCCGGCGACAUCCAAGUCGAACCUAACGAGCCUCUUCUCGGACAGGAGCCGGAGCCCAGGGUGCAGCACCUGGGCUGCUUCGCGGGAGGCAUGGUGGCGCUCGCGGCGCGCGCCUUCUCCACGCCCGACGAGAUGGACACGGCACGCCAGCUCGUCGAGGGCUGCAUGUGGGCAUACGAACACUCGCCGGGCGGUAUUAUGCCCGAAGUGAUGCACACGACGCGCUGCCCGCGCGUCGGCGCCUCGGACCCAAGCCAGAUCCCGACCUGCGCCUGGGACGAAGACGCGUGGCACGCCGACGUGGCCGCGCACGCCCGGCUCGCCGCCGACGAUGUGCGCGGGAUCGGCGGGCAGAUCGCCGAGCAGCACCUGGUGCCGGGCGUCGUGCGCUACGACGACAGGCGGUACAUGCUGCGACCCGAGGCCGUCGAGAGCGUCUUCGUGCUGUACCGCACCACGGGCGACCGCGCGCUGCUGGACCGCGCCUGGGCCAUGUUCGAGACCGUCGUGCGCCUGACCAAGACCGACAUUGCCCACGCCGCCCUCGUCGACUGCACCGUCAAGGACCCCAGGAAGAGCAACUCGAUGGAGAGCUUCUGGCUCGCCGAGACGCUCAAGUAUUUCUUUCUGCUCUACUCGGACCCGGACGUCGUCAGCCUGGACGACUACGUCCUCAACACCGAGGCGCACCCGUUAAGGAUCGCCAAGUGA
Molecule: messenger RNA, 1941 nt
Organism: Pyricularia pennisetigena
Lineage: Eukaryota; Fungi; Ascomycota; Sordariomycetes; Magnaporthales; Pyriculariaceae
Exons: 1
Coding region: 1-1941 (646 amino acids)
Biological process (GO): carbohydrate metabolic process; N-glycan processing
Cellular component (GO): endoplasmic reticulum; Golgi membrane
Molecular function (GO): calcium ion binding; mannosyl-oligosaccharide 1,2-alpha-mannosidase activity
Source: RefSeq, a predicted model, not a curated record